GCGCCGGUUUUCAUUUCUCUUGAUCUGGCCGCGCUCUUUCUCUUUCUCUUCUGCGUUUUUCUUCGUCUUCUUCGUGAAGAUCUUCUUCUAGCUAGCUGCGCGCGGCAUUCUAAUGUCUUCUUCUCUGUUGCCUCUUCUUCUGGCCGACUGGACGAGGAGGCGAUUAGGUUUUGGCGAGGAGUCAUUCGGCUAGGGUUUUGCUGACUGGAGUAGUUCUUCUCCCGCAUUAGACCAGCGCCGGCUCGUUUUCCUUCCUUCCAGGAUAGUGAGCUGGGAAACCAUUAAUUAAAAAGUGAGGGUGUAACCGGCAAAGAAGGUGGUGGUGGUGGUGAUUGUUUUUCUGGAGUAGGUAGAGGAUCAACGCAGACAAUGGGUGGUGGUGGUGGUGGUGGUGGUGGUAGGUUUGCAGAUGGUGGUGGAAGAUUUUCAGAUGGCGGUGGUAGGUUUCCAGAUGGUGGUGGAAGAUUUUCAGAUGGCGGUGGUAGGUUUCCAGAUGGUGGUGGAAGAUUUUCAGAUGGUGGUGGUUGGUUUUCAGAUGGUGGUGGAAGAUUUUCAGAUGGUGGUGGUAGGUUUUCAGAUGGCGAUGGAGAUGGUGGUAAAAGGUUUUCAGAUGGUGGUGGAAGAUUUUCAGAUGGUGGUGGAAGGUUUUCAGAUGGUGGUGGAAGAUUUUCAGAUGGUGGUGGAAGGUUUUCAGAUGGUGGUGGAAGGUUUUCAGAUGGUGGUGGAAGGUUUUCAGAUGGUGGUGGAAGGUUUUCAGAUGGUGGUGGAAGAUUUUCAGAUGGUGGUGGUAGGUUUUCAGAUGGUGAUGGAGAUGGUGGUGGUGGAAGGUUUCCAGAUGGUGGUGGAGAUGAUGGAAGAUUUUCAGAUGGUGGUGGUGAUGAUGGUGAAAGAUUUGCUGAUGGGGGUGGUUGUUGGUUUCCAGAUGGUGGUGGAGAUGAUGGAAGAUUUUCAGAUGGUGGUGGUGAUGAUGGUGAAAGAUUUGCUGAUGGGGGUGGUGAUGAUGGUGGAAGAUUUUCUGAUGGUGGUGAUGAGUGUGGGCUGUUAAUGAGUGGCAAAGGGGAUAACAAUGGAGAUGAGACUGGUGUUGCAGGUUGUGGAGAAUUAGGAGUAGGUGAUAUUGAUGGUGGCGGAUAAGAUUCAUGUAUUGGACUGAUUGAUGGUAAUGGAGGUUGGAUUACUGCUGUUGGAGGAGGAAAGGAUGAAGGUGGAGGCGAUUCAUGAUCAGGUGGUGAAACUGUUGUUGGCGGUUGCGAUGGCGGAGUUAUUGGUGAAGAUGAAGAAGAAUAAGGAGAGGAAGAAGGUUGCUCAUUUGAAGGUGUUGGCGAUUGCGAUAUUGGUGAUUGUGGUGAAUUUAUUGGCGAUGAUGAAGAAGAAGGUGUGAUGGGUGAUGAUGAUGAUGAUGAUGAUGGCGACUGAGAAGGAGAUAGGGUUGUUGUUGAGGGUGAAGGUGAAGGUGGCAGUCUUUCAGGUGAUAUUAUUGCUGUUGGUGAGGGGGAUGGAGAAGAAGAAGAAGAUUGCCCUGAGGGACUUAAUUGCGAUGGUAAUGGAGGAACUGAUGAUGGCGAUGGUGAGAUCGGUGAAAAAGGACUAGGCGUUACCACUGGCGGCGAUGGCUGACUAGUCGGCGGUGUUACUGGCGUUACCACUGGCGGCGAUGGCUGACUAGUCGGCGGCGUUACUGGCGUUACCACUGGCGGCGAUGAUUGACUAGGCGGGAUUACAGGCAACACCGGUGAUGAUGGUGAUGGUGGUGUUAAUGUGGGUGCACCAUUACACUUACAAACAGUAGGCGGUAGUGAAUAAAACCCAUCACAUUGUCUCCUUGAUCUCUGAAAAGGCCUUCCAGAAAAACAAUUCCUCCGAUCAUCAAAAUCCGCCGAACUCAAACAAAUGGUUGAUUCAUCCUUAAAAUAAUUACCAUCAUAAGUAAUAUUCUCCAACCUGGGAAGAUCACACAACUCAUCACCAAUCUCUCCAGAAAACAUAUUCCGACCCAAAUUCAACACUUCCAAACUCCUCAUCUCCUUCAUACUCCCCGGCAAAUUCCCAACCAACUGAUUAAAACUCAAAUCCAACACAGUCAGAUUCUUCAACUCCCCCAAUUCCUCCGGCAAGCACGACUGAAACCCAUUCCUCGACAGUAUAAUCUGCUUCAAUGUCGCCGACAUAUUCCCCAAGCUCUUAGGAAUACAACCCCUCAACUCAUUAUUCGCAAGCACAAUAACAGAAGCCGUCGAUUUCCCAAAAUUCUCAGGCAAUUUCGACGAGAAUCUAUUAUUGUUCAAGAAAAUAGCGUCCAGUUCUUUCUCAAACAGCUCCUCCGGCAGCUUCCCCUCGAAUUCAUUAAACCGAAUAUCCAAAUACUUAAGCUCCGGCAAGCGCAAGACGUGAGUAGGAAACCUACCGGAGAAUCGGUUAUUGCUGAGAUCCAAUUCAAAUAGGAGUUUCAGGUUUACAAAAGUGUAAGGAACCGUUCCGCAGAAGCGGUUGGAGUUGCCAUGGAACAAAGCUAGAUCAAAUAGUAGGCCUAAUUCCUCAGGGAGGUGUCCGGCAAUGUUCUGUUGAUUGACGUCGAUUCCGGCGACAGUUAGUUCGCGUGGGCAGUCGGGUGCAGGUGCACAGAAGAUGCCGUUGUAGUUGCAUACAUUGGAUCCAACCCAAUUUCUAGUUACGCCAUAUGGGUCGGAUAGGAUGACACGCUUCCAAGCUUGCAAGGCAAUGUAAGCAAGCUUGAGUUUUGAAUUGUCGAAUAUUAGAGACGGGUCGAUCGCGAGUUCAUCUUCUUCUCCUGAUCGGCCAUGGUUAUGGGACAAGAGUUGUCUAUAUAAUUUGACUGAUUCUACUUCUUUAGUUAGGAAAGAUCUGGUAGAGGCUGUUGUUGUUGUUACCAUAAUAAUAAUAAUAAGAAUACAUGGUAAUAAAAAUGAGAAGGAAUGGUUUCUAAAUUUCAUUGCUUUAAAAGAAUAGAAAGAGAUGGAUGUUUGUAGAGUUUGUGUGUGUUGGGGGGUGACAUUUAUCCUGUUUAGGGAGGAAUUUACGUUGGACUAAAUUUAUUAUGUUCUUUAAUUUUCA
Impatiens glandulifera is the source of this 3072-nucleotide messenger RNA. Its product is annotated as loricrin-like. The transcript is spliced from 2 exons. NCBI's taxonomy places the organism in Eukaryota, Viridiplantae, Streptophyta, Magnoliopsida, Ericales, Balsaminaceae. The record is from RefSeq and is a predicted model, not a curated record. The coding region runs from base 370 to 1134 and encodes 254 amino acids.